AUGCCAGCGGAUGAAUCUGUCGGCAAUGGCGCCGACAAUGGUACCGAGAAGAAGGAGGCACCCAAGAAGCGAGUUCUUCCCUCAUUGCUCAACCACGUCAAUGGGAACGAUCUCAAAACUCUUUUCCGCUGUUCCAUAGCAGCUUGGGUUGCUGCUCUUUUGAUAUUCAUCGAGCCUUCUCUGCAAAGCAUCGGCAUUUCUACCUUUUUUGCUGCCCUAGUUCUCUUUGUCACGCCGCCGGCUGGCAUCCUUCUCAUCUACCUCCUCGGAUCUCUAUCGCUCCUUGUCGGGCUGUGUUUAGGGUGGGCCUGGGGAAUCUUGACAAUGAAGGCUGCAUUGGCUGCCCGUCCCGCUUCAGAUACCCAGGCACAACUCCAAGCCCUGCAGCAGGCCGCGGUUGCUCAGGCACAAAGCACUGGCCAAAAUGCAGCGGUCAUCAGUAAGAUACUGGUAUAUGAGGGUCAUAUGCUAGAUGCACGCGUCACGGUUGUUUACUACGUCAUGUCUUGUGCAUUCAUCUACUUCUUGUCACGCUUACGAGCAAACAACGUCAAGCUUACCCUUCUUCAUCUCUUUGGCAACAUCGUCGUCGAUGUGUUUCUGUUGACCGGGCCCCUUCUACCGACCUUCACUCCGCUUCUGGGGCAGGUAUUGGUGAAGCCAGGAGCCAUUGGAGUAGGCAUUGGCGCAGUGUGUUGCUUGAUCUUCUUUCCACAGUCUACUUCCUACGUGGUUCUUCGAAAAAUGGAACAACUCAUUCGCAUGUUCGACAUCCCCCUUGCCUUGACACAGCAACGAUUUACUACUCAAAAACUGGAAGUGGAGCAAUUGAGGCAAAGCAAAGAUGGCAUGAUUGCCCUUUACAAAGCCAUGGAGCCAGAAAUUGCCUUCCUUCCCCUGGAUAUUUCCCGUGGCCGGUGGAAUGCCGACGACGUCAAGGGCCUAAAGGAAUGCAUUCGCCAGACUAUGAUAGCCAGCACAUCUCUGAUCGAUUUCCACAUCACCACCACUAUGGCUCUGCAGAAGGAACGCAAAGCAGGCUUGCAGUACGAUAAACACUCUAGUGACGGGCAGACGGGAGAAAAGGGCGGUCACGAGAUUGGUCAACGCCAUGUUUUGCAAUACGCAGAGCUUAUGAAGGCACUUCGAACCCCAGAGCAGAGCGAUCUUCGCACUCGAAUGAUAGAAGCUAUGCGCGAAACAACCGCGCAAGUACGCCAAGCUUGUUCAGAGUCCAUCUCAGUCGUGGUCGAGUGUGUUCAUACCGUCAAUACUCGUCGGUGGAUCCGCCAGCCAUCCCAGCAAGUGUUUGAUGCGCUGGUUCAUCGAAUGGAGACAGCCUUGGCGGCGUUGCAGUCUGCCCGCGAGUUCUGCGUUACCAAUACCACCGAAGCAAUUAUAGACUGUCACUCCGAUCUUUUUGACCAAGACGGCCAGCUGAAGAUAUCAGACACUCUUCAGCCACAGUCUCUGCAGGCGAUGAUGGUCGCCAUGGUAUUGGAAGAACGUAUAUUAGGAGUGGCUGAGGCAACGGAGACGAUGCUGAAACACGUUCUUCAGCUGACGACCUCACAAACCCGGCAUCGCAUCUGGCUCCCGUCCCGGAUACGUUAUGCCUUUCACUGGAUUUUCAGUGGAAGGAAAACAAUUCCAAUCGCCGGUGUCUCUGAUGACGGCGGAGCAGAUGAUCCAGACGUAGCCGAUGAACAGUCCAAAGAGGUGCGCCAGCGACUCCGUCUCAUCCGAGGCUAUGAGGCUCCCACCCGGGCAGGCCCAGUUGCCAGAGCUAUUGCCGGAACCUACCGUUGGUUCACCAACCCAGCUGGCAUGUAUGCCAUGCGAAUGGUUGUCGUAACACUUGCCACUGCCAUUCCCGCAUCUAUUCCUCACUCGGCUGGCUUCUUCUAUCGCGAGAAGGGAUUGUGGGCUGUCAUCACCGCACAGACAUGCGUCCUCCUUUACAUGGCUGAUUUUACCUUUUCCCUCAUCUCCAGAGCGCUCGGCACAGUGAUUGGAGGAGUCUUUGGCCUUGUUGCGUGGUACAUAGGAUCUGGCAGUGGUCCAGGUAACCCAUACGGGUUGGCCGCCAGUGUGGCAGUUUUCACCGUCAUCUCUAUUUGGCUGAGGAUAUUUUUACCGCUGGCAUAUACCCAGGCAACGGCCAUGUGUGGCGUCACCUUCAUCCUCAUCAUUGGUUUCAGCUAUGACAAUGUCCAUCUACCGCAGUACGGGAACCCAGGCAGAGGAUAUCAGGCAUUCUGGAAGCGAUUGGUCACUGUCUUGUUGGGCUUUCUCGCUGCGACCAUUGUUCAGCUCUUCCCCAAGCCACCGUCUGCCACCGGACACGUGUGCAAGACUCUGGCGAAUACCGUUCGUACCUUGUCAGACUAUUACGCCCUGUUGUUAUCACAUUGGAGUCGGGCGAACCAGGAGGGCCCCAUUGGGGCUACUGCCAUAGAGGAGCUUACGCUAGAGGUUGCAGAGAUUCUCUCAUCAUUGAACGGCUCAUUGGCCCUUCUAAAGGUGGACUUUAGUGCAGGCCCGUUCGAUCAAGCGGUUCUACGUCAAACUCAAGAGCAGUGCCGAAACAUGAACCAAGCGCUCGGGAGACUCUUGUAUCUGUCGACUACUCUUCCCAAAGAGUUUCAAGAGAGACUAGUCACUGCUCUUGGAAUAUUGGAUGAUGGCGCUAUCGGAAACAUCAUGGCUGUGCUGGCAAUCGUCGAACAAGCCCUGCGGACCGGAUCCCCUCUCCCCGAAAGACUUCCUGUGCCUCUUGUCCGUACCUGCUUUGAGUCCCUAUCCUAUGCGCAGCACCACAAGAUUGAACUAAGCACAUCGCUUGUGCGAGACGAGAAUUACCGACGGUAUUGUGUUGCCGUGUCAUCCUACUUGAAAUUUCUUACCGCAAUCGAUGAUUUAGUCUUGUGUUUGAAGGAAGCACUGGGAGAGCGUCACGUUAUUUAUCUAUGGGACGAUGAUGUUUAA
Messenger RNA from Trichoderma aggressivum f. europaeum, 2988 nucleotides. RefSeq lists its product as uncharacterized. NCBI's taxonomy places the organism in Eukaryota, Fungi, Ascomycota, Sordariomycetes, Hypocreales, Hypocreaceae. The transcript has a single exon. The record is from RefSeq and is a predicted model, not a curated record. Bases 1 to 2988 code for a protein of 995 amino acids.